CUAUAUAAUAUGGUCUCAUUCUGUUUAGAUUUUCAUCAUUUCAUUAUCUAAGAUCUCUCUAUCUCAGUAGACACAAACCCUUAACCUAACUUAUCCAUCUAAUCUCAGUACUUCCAUAGUCUGUUAUUAUCUUAACUGGCAACAUCAUUAUAUAUAGAAGAAAAAUCUGAACAACACACCACCAAAGGCAUAAGGAAUUCAAUACCAUUUAGAAGAUUUAGUUUUGGAUUAUCUUGAUUAUACAAUGGGAAGAUCUCCAAGUCGUGAUGAAAUUGGAUUGAAGAAGGGUCCAUGGAUACCUGAGGAAGAUCAAAAACUGACUGAUUAUAUACAUAAGAACGGUCAUGGAAGUUGGAGAGCUUUACCUAAACUUGCUGGGUUGAAUAGAUGUGGCAAAAGCUGUCGACUACGAUGGAGUAAUUAUCUUAGACCUGACAUUAAGAGAGGGAAAUUCUCUGACGAUGAAGAACAGCUUAUUAUCAGUCUUCAUUCGGUUCUCGGAAAUAAGUGGUCUCAAAUUGCAACACACCUUCCGGGAAGAACUGAUAACGAGAUCAAGAAUUACUGGAAUACUCAUCUAAAGAAGAAGCUGUUACAAAUGGGUAUUGAUCCGGUAACUCAUAGGCCAAGGACAGAUCUUAAUCUUCUUUCCAACUUACCAAAUUUACUCGCGGCAGCAAAUAUAUUCAAUCUAAUGAACCCAUGGGACAAUGUUUCAAGGUUACAAGCUGAUGCUCAAGCACAAGUAGCCAAAGUUCAACUGCUGAAUAAUCUCUUGCAAGUCAUAAGCAAUGGUGGAAGUUCAUCACUACAACCACCUAACAUGGAGUUACUAAAUCAUUUAAGAUCAGUUCCGAACCGAGAUAACAAUUACCUCAUCAAUCAAUACCUUGAACCGAAUUCUCAACUUCUUAAUACUCUUGGUUAUUCGUCAAAUCCUUCAUCUCAAACACCACCGCCUUACAGUAUCUGUACUUUAAUGCACCCAAACGUCCCUAAUGAUAAUGAGAAUGUAGCAACCGAAGAUGCUGAUUGUUAUCGUUUUGAACAAGGAUCAAGUUCAAGAAUGGAUAGUAACAACUACCUUAACGAUAGUAACAUGAAUGUUCAAGAUUACUUGAGUAGUCCAGAAUAUAUUCCUGCAUUGGUUUCGGCUUCACCGGAAAGAAACAUGAACAAUAUUAUCAAACCUGAAAUAAAUACUACAACAAAUUCAUCCACUUCAACCACCUUUGAAACAACAGCUUGGGGAGAAUUAAACAUGGAUGAUGAAGAAAAUAUUCUCAGUGAUUAUUGGACAGACUUAUUAGAAUGAACAACUUCUCCAUCUUGGCUAGUCGAUCUCGGAAUAUAACCACUACUCAUAUAUGCAUGUUGGAUUAAGUUAAUUACAGGAUUAAUUAAGAAUAAGUACAUUAAUUACUGUAUAAUUAAACAAAGUUAUAGUUGCUGUUGUUUACCAUCACCAUUUUUUGUUUUUUAUUUUACAUUUAAUAGUGUAUUUUAUUUAUGUAAUUUGUGUACUUAAUUAAGAUUGUAUUGAUUAA
This is a messenger RNA of Papaver somniferum (opium poppy), 1547 nucleotides long. Its product is annotated as transcription factor MYB53-like. The transcript is spliced from 3 exons. Bases 245 to 1315 code for a protein of 356 amino acids. NCBI's taxonomy places the organism in Eukaryota, Viridiplantae, Streptophyta, Magnoliopsida, Ranunculales, Papaveraceae. The record is from RefSeq and is a predicted model, not a curated record.